Molecule: messenger RNA, 168 nt
Organism: Peronospora matthiolae
Lineage: Eukaryota; Oomycota; Peronosporomycetes; Peronosporales; Peronosporaceae
Source: the annotation of a GenBank genome assembly
AUGUCCUCAUCUCAAGAUCCCUCGACCAACGUCUCCAUUGAUCGUUUCAAUGGAGACAACUACGCGAGUUGGAGCCGCUACAUGCGUGGCGUGUUCCUGACCAAGUUGGCGUGGCACGUCGUCAACCGCGAGACGACCCCCCACCUUCGCCGAUCCUCGCGCCAGUGA